GGCUCCUCUUUCUGUUAUCUCGGUUGUGAACUUGGACACAGUUACCGUCAUCUUGGAGGAAGCAAUGACUGAUCUCAGUGAAAGGAGAAUAUUUUGCUGAAGCACGCACUGUCAGUGAACCUUGUCGACCAAGAUGGCGCUCUCUGGAUGGAUUUGUCUGGUAACCGGUGCCUCCAGAGGUAUUGGGAGAGGAAUUGCUUUGCAAUUGUCCGAGGCGGGAGCCACAGUGUACAUCACAGGUCGUCAAGAGAGCACUCUGAAGCACACAGCAGGAGAGGUCAAGGAAAGGGGGGGUGAUUGCAUACCAGUGGUGUGUGAUUCAUCCAAAGAAGAUGAAAUCGCAGCACUCUUCGAAAGGAUAAAGAAAGAACAAAAUGGCCGGCUUGACAUCUUGGUAAACAAUGCCUAUGCUGGAGUACAGGCUAUAUUUGACAACAUGGGAAAGAAGUUCUGGGAGACUGAUCCGUCAAUUUGGGAUGAUAUUAACAAUGUUGGACUGAGGGGCCACUACUUUUGCACAGUUCACGCUGCCAGACUGAUGGUGGAACAGGGACAGGGUUUAAUCGUUAUGAUCUCUUCCAUGGGUGGACUGCGUUACCUCUUCAAUGUGGCCUAUGGAGUUGGCAAGGCUGCUUGCGACCGACUUGCGGCAGACACUGCUGUGGAGCUUAAGAAGAGGGGGGUGGUGUCUGUAAGCCUGUGGCCCGGCGCGGUUCAGACUGAACUCCUCUCAAAGCUGGUCGUUCAAAAAGACAUAACUGCCACAGGAAUUGAUGUGAAGUUCAAAGACGUGUUUGCAAAUGGGGAGACUACAGAGUUGAGUGGGAGAUGCAUUGUUGAGCUGGCCAAAGAUAAGCACUUGACUUCUCUCACUGGGAAAGUCCUGAUGACAUGUGACCUGGCGAGACGUUAUGGAUUUCAGGAUGUUGAUGGACGCAGUGUGGCAGACUACACAUCCUUGAAGUUCAUGAUCUCACAGGUGCCUUACCUGUCCUGGCUCUCAGCCAUUACUCCGUCAUUCCUGCGUGUGCCUCGAUUUAUGCUCACGCUUUCUGGUGGACACUUCUAGAAGUCUUCAUUAGAGUAAGAGUGUGCAGCGCACAUCCCACCUCGCUGAUGCCAAGUGCCGGACAAAGGGGGUUCUGACAGUAGAAAGAGUAGAAGUCUGCACACUGUAGCUCCGCUUUGAAGGUUUAUUCAGCUCCUACAACGUUUUGACCCAACAGGGUCUUCAUCAGGCAUCAUCACGUCGAAACAUUGUAUGACCUGAAUAAACCUUGAAAGCGGAGCUACGGUGUGUGGACUUCUACUCCUUCUAUGGAAACUUCUUAGAGGACACGAGGGGCUGUGGAGCCAUUCACUGCAGUAGUCAUGAUGAAGUAGUACCCUUCCUAUUUUUUAUGUACCCCGCCCUUUCUCCCUCCUACAUAACACUAUGCACAUCAGAUGAAGGCUCAUGAUUGGGAAGAUGUCUGCCAGAUUCUUAUUCAUUCAUGACAUGUCAUCCAAAAGAAUUAAGCUGUAAAGCAACUGGAUUCCUUUUGGCAGCUUGAAGACCUGUCCUCUUUUGCCCUGUCUCCAAUAGCUGGACCAGACCAUAACUGAAUAGAGGGGGAGGGGGGAAAAAAAACCCCAGAAACUCUCCAAGCUUCAUAAAGAAGUCCAGUUGUUACCACCUCUUUUGGAUGUAAUUUGGGAAAUGAAGUAUGUUUUUUUUUGUGUGGUUAAAAUAAUGCAUUAUAUUACAAAUGUAAACUCUUAACUUCAAACUGUUAUGUAACGUACUUCAAAUAACUAUGUAUAUUGGUGAAGCAUACUCAACAUUAAUUGUAACAUUUUUCAUUAAACAUUUAACUUUUUUCUAUUAAAACAACUAUUCAUGAUGAAGUGAACUAUUUUCAUCUGUACACCUAUUAUGUAAAAAUAAAAGUGUUAUUCUCUUACCAAAAU
Messenger RNA from Engraulis encrasicolus (European anchovy), 1950 nucleotides. RefSeq names its product dehydrogenase/reductase (SDR family) member 1 (gene dhrs1). NCBI's taxonomy places the organism in Eukaryota, Metazoa, Chordata, Actinopteri, Clupeiformes, Engraulidae. The transcript has 9 exons. Bases 134 to 1069 code for a protein of 311 amino acids. The record is from RefSeq and is a predicted model, not a curated record.